Molecule: messenger RNA, 1970 nt
Organism: Punica granatum (pomegranate)
Lineage: Eukaryota; Viridiplantae; Streptophyta; Magnoliopsida; Myrtales; Lythraceae
Source: RefSeq, a predicted model, not a curated record
UGGAGGGAACCGCUUAUGCGGCAAGUACUAGUUUAGCGGAUUUACGAACAAAUACGACUUGCCAACGCGAGCAUGAGCUUCGGAUUCCGGGAAAUCUCUCCGAAAGGGGUAAAUUUGGUACGGGAAUGUGAUUUAAUGCAUGGAUGGACACAUCCUUUUCUGGCUUUUAGCUUCCGUUGGUGAUCCCACGUGAGCAAGCCCUCGAAGAGUGAGACCUCCUAACUGUCAUAAACAAGCCAAGCCAUGCCCUGGUGCGGUGAAAAUAUACUAUACAUUUUGCCGACUAUUUUGCCUCGUCUUCUGCUCUUAUUAUUGGUAUCUGUCGCCAAUUAGUCCUUCAGCCCUGAAUUCAGUUCCAUCUCGCUUCUCAAUACCCACUCAGCCGCUGAGUGUUCGUGGAAUUGCUGCAGAGAAUGCUACUGCUCAGUACGUGUCCUUUCUGACGGGAAAGAGAAAAGAAGGGGGCCUUAACAAUCAUUUCUCAUGAUUUGAGGCGGAGAAGGAGCGCACUCGGAUUGUUUGAGCAAGUGGGUUCGGGAGCUUUUCUCUAUUCAUCCCAUAAAGUUCGUACCUUUGCGCUCGCUGGUAGAGGUUCCUCUGUAAUUGCAAUCCCAAGUAAGCAUUUUUACACUGUUUCUGGUGGUUGUGUCUGAUCAGGCCCUCCAUUGAAGGUGGUCAAUUUGAAGGUCUUAGUUAAUGGUUGGUGGGGAAGGUUGGACUGCUCGCUGCUGUUUGUGAUGUGAUAUUGUGGGCAGAAAGAUGAAAUCUUUGAGUGGUGUGGGGUUGGGGUUGAGUGUAGUGUUUGGUUGCCUUCUGCUGGCUUUAGUUGGCGAGCUUUACUAUCUGCUAUGGUGGAAGAAGAGGGCAACAAAUAGAUCAAUUGAAGGAGGGUAUUGUAUUAGAAGUAAUGGUAGUCCUGCUAAGGAGCUUUUGCACAUCUUCUGCUUGAAGAAGCCAUCCUCAGUAGUUUCUCAAUCUGCCCUUGACCCACAAGAAGCUUACCCCCCAAGCCCAGCUGUGAAUGAUUCAGGAGAUCAGCAACUAGUUCAGUCUAAUGAGAACGGCGAUGGCAAGGACUUGUUGGUCAAACCACUUGAGCAAGACACUAUGGAGGCAGAGCUUGCGAGGCUGCACAAGCUUGCAGGGCCUCCUAGGUUUCUGUUCACCAUUGUCGAGGAGACAAGAGAGGACCUUUUCGAUUCGGAGGAUGGGAGGUCGAGGAAGGGCUCGAGGGGGAGGAGCCUGAGCGACCUCCUCGUUGCGCUGGAGACUCCAUAUCUCACACCGAUUGCCUCUCCAUCUCUGUUCACACCUCCUCUGACUCCUAUUGAGUCGGGGUACAGUCAGCACGGGUUCAAUCCCCGGUUUGAGUCGUCGAGCGAUGCGGAGUUCAAUCGAAUCAGGGCUUCCCCUCCACCGAAGUUCAAGUUCAUGCAGGAUGCAGAGGAGAAGCUUAGGAGGAAGAUGACGGUAGGAGACACUCAGAGAAGUGGGAGCUCUCAUGGUCAAGAGUUUAGCAUUAGAGAUCAUAGUUUGGAGCCGGUGAAGGAUGAGGAAGACGGCUCAUUCAUCACCAUUGUUGUUGAUGAAAGUAGAGAAAGAAGAGAACAUAAUCAGAAACACCACCACAACCGCCGUCCAGAAGCCUCAUAGUACAUUUACUUCUUCUGCAGUAUACACCGAAGAACUCUCAACGACAAAGAGAGGAAGGCAGAGAGGAUAGAGAGAGAGAGAGAGAGAGAGAGAGAGGAGAGGGACAAGAUUGUGCAGAAGGAUGGUGAAAGGAAAGGUGGGGGGACCUGUCCUGUGGGGUUCUUCUGUUUUAUUACAAAACUCCAUAUCUCCUCUUGCUCUGAUUUUUCUUCUUUUUUCUAUAAAUAAUCUCUCUUUAUUUCCCCCCUUGUCAUCAUAUUCUGAUUCUACUGUUGAUGUUGUAGUCAAAAGGAGCCCUCUGUGCGAUUCUUUGCCUA